Chiloscyllium plagiosum (whitespotted bambooshark) is the source of this 1389-nucleotide messenger RNA. RefSeq lists its product as uncharacterized. The record is from RefSeq and is a predicted model, not a curated record. NCBI's taxonomy places the organism in Eukaryota, Metazoa, Chordata, Chondrichthyes, Orectolobiformes, Hemiscylliidae.
CUAAUCCUUUGUGAGAAACUGCAGAAGGGUUUGUGGGGAACAGCAACUCCCGGUCACAGUCUCAGCAAUCAGGGGAAAUUUGUCAGCCAGUAACAAACCCUAAAAAUUCAUUAGGAUGGCUUCUGACGAGAAUGUUAAAGACCUGAUUUUUGAAGGAUAUUUGAAAAAGCGAAAAGAUAAGAUGAAGUUUGCUUGGGCAAAAUACUGGUUUAGGCUCCAGAAUACCACCUUGUUUUUCUACACUGAAAAGGAUUGUGAAGCAUGUCAUCUACGGGGUCAAUAUUACAUCCACACGGUUCAGUCUGUGAGAGAACUCAAAGCCACCAACCGCGAGUAUCCCUUUGAAAUAGUUAUGAAAAACGGGAAGAGGAAAUUGCUGGCUGCAGGAAGGUCGGACCUGCGGACCAUCUGGAUGGAGUUUCUGUGGAAAGCCAUGCAGCUUCCUGGACCAGGCAAGAAGAAUUCAGCUUGCACCUGGCAUGACAUCCCCUGCCUUAUGGAAAGAGCAGCUUCUCUCUAUGGGGACACCAACAAGUUGCGGGCUUCCUCAACGCUGUUCAGGUCCUUGAACACACACAGUCAGGACUUCACCUUGGACACCACACAUCUCCACAAAUCUCCGGCUACACCUCGGAACACUCUGCUGAAGUGUUCAGACUUUUUAGCUGAACCUUACUAUGUGAGCUCGAGUAGUGUCACAUCGUCCAGUACCGGGGAGGAGGAUGUGGAUCAUGACACCGUACCCCUAUCUAAAGAUCUCACGUGUAACCAGUUCCCAAAUAAAGAGGAGUGGAAAGCAAAUGAUGCUCAGAGUCCAUGGUCUGAGGUUCCUGGCAAAGAAAAUUGUCAGAGUGGGAUUUAUGACGUUCCUAAAUCCUUUGCAAAAUUAAAGAUUGAUUCCAAUGUUCAGUCUUACACUGAUAAACCAGCCACCUCCAGCUCCAGUUCAGGACUGUUGGACGAAAUCAUUUCAGACUGCAGGAUUUUGACAUGCCAUUGGCUGGACUCCAUUGAGACUCCACAGAAUGCAUCUAUUCCAACCUAACACCAGUUCUACACCGGAGCAAUGGAAAACGUUCCUAGAAGAAACUAAUGAAACAACACCAAUACCUUCCACAUUAUUUGAUUGUGUUCCUUCUCGGUUACACACAGUCUUAUAUCAUUUUUGUGGUCUUUAUUACAUACUUAAUAUGUCACCUUGGUAACCAUAUUGAGUACAAAGUCACAUGGAACAUGUUGCCAAUCAGGAAUAUUUGAGCAAAGAAUGAGACAGCCUCCAUUUUGGUAAUUGCUGAAUUACAAGUGAUCAUGACACAUUGGAAUUUGCCAAAUAAUAUUAAUUUGCCCAGUAUAAUGUUAAAACCUUGAGAAAAUACAUUUAUUUAAUGA